Molecule: messenger RNA, 2655 nt
Organism: Coregonus clupeaformis (lake whitefish)
Lineage: Eukaryota; Metazoa; Chordata; Actinopteri; Salmoniformes; Salmonidae
Gene: cd68
Product: CD68 molecule
Exons: 6
Coding region: 231-1379 (382 amino acids)
Cellular component (GO): membrane
Source: RefSeq, a predicted model, not a curated record
CCUCAACGCUCGUGGUCUGUCUGUGCAGUGACUGUGGAAUAGUUCCAACUUCCUCAAACUUGUUGGUUCAGUUUCGUUUCCUUCGUAUUACGCAGCUGCUGAUCGACACAUUUCUCAAUUUUACUGGAGUCGUGUGUCUGGCUAGCAUACAUCUCCGGGACAAAUAGUCUGGAUAGACACAUUGUAGGCUAUUAUAUUGGUUUGAAAGGCGAAGAAUAGAAGCAGUCAAAAUGAAGAAGGUACUUCUGUUCGUGUUUACACUCUGCGCUAUUGUCUCAGCUCUGUCAUCUGCUCAAGAGGUUAACAAAAGAUCCAAACCUUCUGCAAGCAUCUUCCCCCCAUCUCAGUUUGGCAGCACCGCUGAACCGUCUACCACCCCCACUACCCCAGAACCCAAGACUAAUACCACCACAGCCGCUCCUACUACAACGCUCACUACGACUGCAGACCCCACCACAACAGCCAAUGCCACCACACCUGCCCCCACCACAGCCAAUGCCACCACACCUGCCCCCACCACAGCCAAUGCCACCACACCUGCCCCCACCACAGCCAAUGCCACCACACCUGCCCCCACCACAGCCAAUGCCACCACACCUGCCCCCACAACAGCCAAUGCCACCACACCUGCCCCCACAACAGCCAAUGCCACCACACCUGCCCCCACCACAGCCAAUGCCACCACAGCUGCUCCCACAACAGCCAAUGCCACCACAGCUGCCCCCACCACUACCGCCACUCCAAAACCGGAGCCCACCCCUCCUGCUAACCUGACCGCGGGAAACUACACCCUCAAGUCGGACAAGGGUCUGUGUCUGAUGGCUCAGGUGGCUCUGCAGAUCAGAGUGGAAGACACUGGAAAGACGGGAGUAUUCAUCAUUCAGCCAGGGAUGACCAAGGUUGAAGGGGGUUGUGAGAAAUCCACGGCCAACUUAACCCUCACGUUCAAGGAGGGCUUCAUCACCUUCAUGUUUAAUAAGAACACCACCCAAAACGCUGUCUAUGUCGACACUGUCUCUUUCAAUCUUUCCUACCCCUUAACACCUGGAGGGAACGGAAAAAUGUCUCCACCUUACACCGCCAAAAAUGGGUCACUGGAUCUCUUCCUCGCUAAGGUUGGCCACUCCUACUCCUGCAAGAGCGAAUCAGUUUUCAUGGGAAAAGGGCUCUAUCUGGAUGUCACCCAGGACAGGAUGCAGGCCUUCAACAUCACCAAGGAAUGGGACUUCGGCACAUCUGACCCCUGCCCCGCCGACAGACCCGCUGACUACCGCGUGGCCAUUGCUGUCGGGAUAGUCCUCCUUAUCCUGAUCAUCAUUGUGGUGGUGGCCUAUCUCCUGAGCAGACGGAAAAGAGCAGAUGGCUACCAGUCCAUCUGAAGAGCCACUCAGGGGGUCAAAGGGCAUACUGUAUCAGCUCUCAGUCUAAAUCCACCCACCAUCUUUGUUUUUGUCACUUGCUGUUAACUGUUAACAACUGUAACCACAACUGCUCACAUCGACUAACUGUACCGCUCACACAAAAACUAACUAAAUGGAUGAGAUGAGGGAAUAUUUCAGUGUUAUAUACCGGCAGUUCCAUUUUGUUGAUUUGUACAUUAAUUAAUUGAGGUGGAUACAACUUAAUGGAUCAGAUACUAGGAUUAAAAUAUACUGACUUUGAAUAUACUCACUCUGAACUCUUGGGCUGCUGAGGAUUUUGUGUACUACUGCGACAUCCAGUGUUCGUCAAACCAUCAACCAUUGUGUCUAUGUUUGUGUUGCCUCUUAUUGCAGAACAUUCAGUGCAAUAUUUCACAGUGUGCCUUCUGCUAUAGCUGGAUUUUGAAGCUACGUCGUCUCGAUUCUUUCGUAUUAUUCAUUUCUUUGUGUUUCUACUGCCGCCCUCAACCUUUAGAACAGCCUGUUAGGCUAAUUGAUUUCUGAAUCAUAAACUAGAUGGGGAUAUUAUGGGGCCUUUUUUGGGGGGGGGUAUGCCACUCGGUUAGUCAAAGGGAAUGUUUCAGGUUUUAAAAGUAAAGUUUUGUAAAAGAGAGGCAUGCUUUUGAAUGUAAAUGUCAAUUUGUGUUUUAAAUUACUUGUCUAUUCUAUUUGUGUCAAGCCUUUUGUUAAUCAUUAUUUGAUGUUACUGUUUCCCCCAUGAAGUAGUAAUAAUUUGGUAUGUAAACAUAGUGAUAAUUUUUUAUUAUUUUUAUAACAUAUUAGUCGAAUGUGACAACCGUAUAAAAUUGCAGGACCACGGAUUGUUUAACUUCCCAACUUUGACAGUGGUCAGAUAGCUUGAGGUAAAAGUUGCCUUUAACCACGGAUAUAGAAUCAGAUGACCUAAACCUGCCAAUCAUGAGGAUGAAAAAAGGGAUAAAAUAUUUAAGACUCUGGGGCAAAUUGCACUAUAAGGAAUUACAUUUGGGACCAGAAAGCACAUUGAACAAGUUCUGUCUCAUCUAAAUUUGAAAACUUUUAUAACAUAUUACUGUUCUAUGUUGCCACAGUUACAGGUUCCUAAUAUUGAUUAUGGCCUAGAUGACAAUUAUUUUAGUUUCAUUUAGGACAAAUGUAUUAUGCUAUGUUUACAUGUAAUUAUGUGCCAUGGUAUCAUCUUGAAAAAAUUGUGACAAAUGAAAUCAUCCCAAAUAAAGUUUUAAUAAUUUGUCAA